Messenger RNA from Cynoglossus semilaevis (tongue sole), 5042 nucleotides. RefSeq names its product receptor tyrosine-protein kinase erbB-3-like. The record is from RefSeq and is a predicted model, not a curated record. The coding region runs from base 367 to 4656 and encodes 1429 amino acids. Gene Ontology annotation, molecular function: neuregulin binding; ATP binding; neuregulin receptor activity. The transcript has 29 exons. NCBI's taxonomy places the organism in Eukaryota, Metazoa, Chordata, Actinopteri, Pleuronectiformes, Cynoglossidae. Gene Ontology annotation, cellular component: signaling receptor complex; plasma membrane; basal plasma membrane. Gene Ontology annotation, biological process: protein phosphorylation; cell surface receptor protein tyrosine kinase signaling pathway; multicellular organism development.
GUCGCUGAUUGGCUGAGCUCCACCCUCCAAUCAGUGCAGUGUAGUGAUUGCUGUCACACUGACAGAGCGGGCGGUCUGUCAGGUUAGAGCUGGGCUCAGACUCAGAGGAGGAAACAGCAGCUAAACUUUUACUGAAACCGGGAUUUAACUCUUCUCUUUAACAAUAUCGACAGAAAGAUAGUGUACCGUGGACUUCCGGCCAAAAAAAAAAAACAAAAACACCGAGAUUUCCCUGGACUUUGAGGGACUGACUCACACGAGCCAGGACUAUUCUGAAGGACUAAUUCAUUCGUCAAUAUGGCGGCUUACCGGCUUGAUUGAAGCGCCAUUAACACGGACUGGUUGUUUUGAUUGACGUGAAGGACGAUGAGGAUGAGUGUCACGACGAUGAAGAUGCAGCAGGUGCUGAGUGUCCUGAUGGUGUGUGUCCUUCAGCACUGCAUCGCUCAGACACAAGGAGUGACCUUUUGCGACGGCACCCAAAACAGCCUGAGUACGACAGGGUCGGCGGAGAACCAGUUCAACCUGAUGAAGGACAGGUACACGGGCUGUGAGAUCGUGAUGGGAAACCUGGAGAUCUCCAUGAUGGAGCACACCAGAGACUUCUCCUUCCUGCAGUCUAUCAGGGAGGUGACGGGCUACGUCUUGUGUGCCAUCAAUGAGUUCAGCCGUCUUCCUUUGGACCAGCUACGCAUCAUCAGAGGCUCCACACUGUACCAGGGCCAAUACGCUUUGGCUGUGAUGAUCAACUACCAGAAGGAGGGCCAGUACGGCCUCCAAGAACUGGGCCUGACACACCUCACAGAGAUCGUGAAGGGAGGAGUGAAGCUCAUGCGGAACAGGAACCUGAGCUACGCUCCACAGGUGAACUGGCGGGACAUUGUCAGGGAGGAAACGGCUCCUAUUGAGAUCGAGGACAACGGGCCCACGAGGCUGUGUGACGAGGAGUGUGGAGAUGUGCCAUGUUGGGGUCCAGGAAAGGACAGCUGUCAGAUCUUGACAAAGUCUGUGUGCGCCCCCCAGUGCAACGGCAGAUGUUUUGGUAGGAACCCCAGUGAGUGUUGUCACAUCGAGUGUGCCGGAGGCUGCACUGGACCCCUGGACACGGACUGCUUUGCCUGCAGGAACUUCAACAACUCAGGCUCUUGUGUUCCACAGUGUCCUCAGACACUCAUCUACAACAAGCAGACGUUUAGACUGGAGCCCAACCCUAAUGCCAAGUACCAAUAUGGGUCCAUCUGUGUGCAUCAGUGCCCCACAAAUUUCGUGGUGGACGACAGCUCGUGUGUCAGCAACUGCCCGUCGGAUAAACUCGAAGUGGAGAAGAAUGGAGUGAAAAGUUGUGAGCCGUGUGGAGGCCUGUGUCCAAAAGUUUGCGAAGGUACAGGAAGUCCAACCAGAGAAACCGUUGAUGCUUCUAAUAUCGACAGUUUCAUAAACUGCACAAAGAUCCAGGGCAGCCUGCACUUCCUGGUGACUGGGAUCACUGGUGAUCAGUACAAUGGUGUCCCAGCACUUGAUCCGGAAAAACUGAAAAUAUUCAACACGGUGCAGGAGAUUACAGACUUCCUGUGUAUCCAGUCGUGGCCUGAGAACAUGACAGACCUGUCCGUCUUCUCAAACCUCAAAACAAUACAAGGCAGAAACCUUUUCAGAGGAAGACACCGAAGGACUUACUCUCUCCUGGUGAUGAAGCUCCCCUCCGUGACCUCUCUGGGGUUACGCUCUCUGAAAAGAAUAAAUGAUGGUGGAAUCUACAUCACAGAAAACAAAAACCUGUGUUAUUCCGACACCAUCAACUGGACGCGCAUCGUUAGCGGUAGCUCGCGGCAACAACGACGUCAGAAGCUAAUUGAAAUUAAAGAGAACCAACAAAAAGAAGAGUGUGUGAGCGAGGGCCACGUGUGUGACCCCCUCUGCUCCUCUGAAGGCUGCUGGGGUCCUGGGCCGGACCAGUGCCUGUCCUGCCAGAAAUACGACAGAGGAGGAACAUGUGUUUCAGACUGCAUGUUCCUGACUGGGGAGAGGCGUGAGUUUGCUUCACAAUCAGGAGAGUGUUUGCCCUGUCACCCAGAGUGUAAGGUCCAGAAGGGGAAGGAGACCUGCACCGGCCCGGGAGCAGAUGAGUGUGUAGCGUGUGCCAACUUACAGGACGGUCCACACUGUGUCUCCUCGUGUCCUGAGGGUGUGAUGGGAGGAGAGGGCGUCAUCUUUAAAUUCCACAAUAAACAAGGCCACUGUGAACCGUGCCACAUCAACUGUACCCAGGGGUGCUACGGCCCAAGAGUAAAAGACUGCGUGGAUCCUUCGCGGUUUAUUUCUGGACAACAGACCACGUUUAUCACUCUGGGAGUCAUCGCCCUCAUCUUUGCCUCCUUCUCCGUCUUUGUGUUGACCGUCCUGUACCGCAGAGGAAUCGCCAUUCGCCGCAAGCGUGCUAUGAGGAGAUACAUGGAGAGUGGCGAGAGUUUCGAGCCUUUGGAGCCCGGAGAGAAGGGAGCCAAAGUCUUCGUUCGGAUCCUGAAACCCACCGAGCUGCGUAAGCUGAAACUGCUGGGUAACGGAGUAUUUGGGACAGUACAUAAGGGUAUUUGGAUUCCUGAGGGUGAUACAGUGAAGCUUCCUGUGGCCAUUAAGACGGUUAACGAUCGCACUGGGCGGCAGACAUUCUAUGAUGUCACAGAUCACAUGACAGCAAUGGGAAGCUUGGACCACAUCAAUGUGGUCAGGGUCCUGGGUAUUUGCCCCGGCGCCAGUCUGCAGCUGGUCACCCAGCUCAGCAAUCAGGGCUCCCUGCUGGAGCACGUGAAGAACUGCAGGAACAACCUCAGCCCACAGAGGCUGCUCAACUGGUGUGUUCAGAUAGCAAAGGGCAUGUACUACCUGGAGGAGAACAUGAUGGUCCACAGGAACCUCGCUGCCAGAAAUGUUCUCCUGAAGAGUAAUUACACCGUUCAGAUCUCCGACUAUGGCAUCGCAGACCUGCUGUAUCCUGACGACAAGAAGUACUUCUGCAAUGAGGUCAAGACACCGAUCAAAUGGAUGGCCCUGGAGAGCAUCCUGUUCAGAAGAUACACACACCAGAGUGAUGUUUGGAGUUACGGCGUCACUGUAUGGGAGAUGAUGUCAUACGGAGCAGAACCGUACGCAAACAUGCGUCCACAGGAAGUGCCUGAUCUCCUGGAAAAGGGCGAGCGUCUGUCCCAGCCUCAGAUUUGUACCAUAGACGUCUACAUGGUCAUGGUCAAGUGUUGGAUGAUUGACGAGAACGUUCGUCCCACGUUCAAAGAGCUGGCGAGUGAGUUCACCAGGAUGGCCAGAGAUCCACCUCGCUACCUGGUGAUCAAGGAGGACUGCAGCCAACAGGACGCAGCCGUCGAUGAAGUUCCACAGAAGAGUGUAGAUCUGGAAGAUCUGGACGAUCUGGACCUUGAGCUGAAGGACCAGGAGGAUGACCAGGUUGAUGACGGCAUCGCCUCAGGAUCAUACUACCUGUCCCAGUCCAGAAGCAUCAGUCAUCUCUCCAGACUGGACACACACAGAGUGGUUCUCAGUCCAGCUAGUGCAGGUGGAUAUCUGCCCAUGACCCCAGGUUUUGACAACCCAACACAGGCUAUGUGGUCGCCACGCUCUCGACUGGACUCGGCGCGCACCGUGUCAGAGAGCUCAGAGGCCUGCAGCAUAGCAGUGGACCUGGAGAUGAACGAGGACUUCCUCGUGGCAGGGAGUCUGAAAAGACGCCACAGAGAGGACAGCGCAUACAUGUCACAGAGGGACAGCAUGUCCGGGGGUCCCCCGGAGACCCCGUCCCCGGAUAUUGGGGAAGAGGACCAAAAUGGUUAUGUGCUUCCUGGAGACAGCCCAGAAAGAGAAACGUUGCUUUGUUCAUCUCGGGCCGGUGCCGGCAAAUCAACGAGGUCUCAGCUGUUGAACCUCCUGGAUGAUGCAGAUGAUGAAGAAUACGAGUACAUGAACAAGCAGACACCUGUGGUGCCACGGAACAGUAGUCAGGGGUCGAAAACAAACUCGAAACAAAGUUCCACUGCAGGGUCACAGUCCUGCCCUGGUGAUCCAGCGCCACCUGCAGACCUCAGGGAGGGUCAGACGAGCCUCCCUGAUUCAGAACAGACCGCCUCCGACUGUGUUGAGUACGAAUACAUGGACAUCCGAGGUAGUGAGCAAGAUGACGGUCCUCCGGCACAUGAACCUCCUCCUCCUCCUCCUCCUCCUCCUCCUCCUGUUCCUCUUCCUCCACCAGCAUCUGCGAGGAUUGGAGGACAGUUGGAGGAUGAAGAUGAUGAUGAAUAUGUGGAGGACAGUAACUACCACUACACCAACAGACAACCCAAGCUGAGACAAGCUCUUCAGGACAAAAAAGAGUUGAAGAUACAGGGAGUGGAAGGAGGUGCGGCCUACGAGUACGAGGACAUGGACAGCCUUGCUGCGGUGCGACUCGGAGACACGGUGGUGUACCAGAACAUGAACAGUGUAGGAGAAGCAGCCGCAGGACCGCCAUCAGGAUCUGGGUUUGAACCCUAUGUACAAGUGAGAGCUGGGGUCAGAAUUGGCGACGCCGAAGCCGCGGACAGAUCCUUUGAUAACCCAGACUACUGGCACAGCAGAAAUUUCCUGAAGCCAAAUGCGGUGCCAACAUGAGGAACGUGAUAAAUGAAAUGGACUUCCCUCUGACAUUUUUCUUGUGAAGGAACUAAAACAGAAAAAUGCCACACAAAAAGUGCCUUUACUGUAGCCAACAAAAGUAAAACGGAAUCAACCCCAUCAACUGUAGCUAAGUGGUCUGUUACAGACAUUAUAAUGUUGUGUAUGCAGGACUAUGAAUCGGGGCAUUUUGAUCUACACAGUAAUGGCACUGAACCUUGAAGAGACUAAGACACAUGCACAGGUUAAAAGCUAUAUAUUUUUCUGUUUACAUUGAACACAAGGAACGAGGCAUAUUGUUAAGAACACUUAACGUAUUUGUUUGUAUUGGUUCCAGUUUCCAUUCCUUAUGUAUUUUCUACCUAAUAAAUGUAUUUUAAUAC